UCACAUUCCGCGCCAUUUUGUUCACAGAUCUGUGGUGUCGGCGCUCGGCCGUGGCAUUGUAGUUGUAGGGGCCAGUUGCAUAGGAAGUAUUACAGAUAUUUCAGCAUUUUUCCAUUGAAUUGUUAAUCGAAUUUACGUCUAAGGACGGGAACGACGGCACUUCGACAUUGAUAUUGUUCGGAGCAAAAUAUCGUUGAAUUAGAAAUCAUGUCGAGUGGCAGUGCUGAGCAUGAGGAGGAGGGAUACGUUGUUAAAGUGCGUGGACUGCCGUGGUCCACCACCGUGGAUGAGAUUAUGAAGUUUUUCGGUGACUGUUCGAUCUCGAAUGGCAAGAAUGGAGUCCACAUGACUACAUCUCGUGAAGGACGCCCCAGUGGCGAAGCCUAUGUGGAGAUGGAUACUCCAGAGGAUAUUGAAAAGGCUUGCAAAAGAGACAGGGAUCACAUGGGCCAUCGCUAUAUUGAAGUUUUUAAAGCAAAACGCGGCGAGAUGGAAUGGGUCGUAAAGAGGAGCGGUCUUAAUUUGGAGAACGCGAUGGACGACGGUUGCGUGAGAUUGCGCGGCCUGCCGUUUGGUUGUUCGAAAGAGGAAAUUGCACAAUUUUUCUCAGGGUUGGAGAUAUUGCCGAAUGGGAUAUCACUACCGACAGACUACACGGGCCGCAGUACUGGGGAGGCUUACGUUCAAUUUGUUAACAAAGAUGUUGCGGAGCGCGCUCUGCAGAAACACAAGGAAAAGAUAGGACACAGAUAUAUCGAGAUCUUCCGAAGCAGUUUGUCCGAGGUACGCGCUAGUAUCGGACCAAAAAUGCGCGGCGGUCCCAUGGGCGGCUUUAAUCAGAGGCCCGCGCCAUACACUCGCGGCGAUCGUUUCGGUGGGAUGAAUCGCUUUAGCAACAACGGCAGAGGAUCCAGAAAUAGAGGUGAUUCCUUUCAUCUAUCGAAGUACGAAGACAAUCGUGCAGGAAAAUACCGUAAUAGAGACUUAUUAUACAAUUCACGUACUAAUUUAUUACACUUUGAUAACGGCCCAUGGGGAAGCGGGAACAACUACGGAUCUCGAGGCGGUAAUAUGGGAAUGCGCGGCAGCAUGGACAUGAAGGGUGGUAAUUACAGAGGCAACAAUGACAACUGGGGAGGUAACUCUGGCGUGUACAGUAUCCAUAUGCGAGGACUACCGUUCAAGGCGACGGAACAAGACAUAGCAGAUUUCUUUAGACCAAUCGAACCAGUGAAUGUCCGCAUUAUCCUUGAGAAUGGCGGUCGACCAUCAGGAGAAGCUGAUGUGGAAUUUGCGACUCAUGAAGAAGCCCUAAAAGCAAUGUGUAAGGAUAAAAGCCACAUGUCACAUAGAUAUAUUGAAUUGUUCAUGAAUUCAUCCGGCGGAUCGAGUAGCAUGUCACUAAGCGGCAUCGGCAAUUUCUGUGGAGGCUUAGGUAACAACUUCAGACCGGGAUAUUCACCAAACAACAGAGGUUUCAACUCGCAGUUGGGUGGUAGCAAUUAUAAUAGUUUUUGAGACCGGGCAAUGCGUUUCUAACGCUAAACGACGAUUAUAAACGUUCAAAGUGAUCGGUGAUGAAAAGACGCACUUCUAAAUCACAUUGAUGCAAUAUAAAUAAUCGUUGUUUUCCUUUUCUUUUCUUUGCGUAGCCUUUAAUAUGUAAUUCAUUAUAUAUUGAAUAUUAAUAAUCGUAAGCGGUAGUGUAUAAGUAUUUGCUUAUUCUUUUCUUUUAUAACAUACGGAAUAUGUAAUUUACAUAGAAUAUAUAAUUUAAUUGCUACGAGUGAACUUAGGUAACAAUUUAUCUUUGAUAACGCAAGUCAUUUUUCUUUAAACUGAGCGCAAUGUCAACAGACAAUCGUACGUCGUCAAGAUGAGAUUUAAAAUAAAAUUUCUUGAAGUAAUACAUUGGGGAGAUGUUACUUUUAUUUAGGUACUGUUUGAUUAAACGCGACAAAGCGUAUUUUUUGUUUUCUCGACGACGUAUAUGAUAUCUUCUGAAUAUCAAAUAAAUUAGAAUUAUAAUUUUAUAUGAUAUAUAAGCACAGUUACAUGUCAUAAUGGCUUUGAUGUGAGCUUGGACAUGAUAGUCGUCGAUAUGAAUCGAGACAUAGCGACGAGCUGUAAAGCGCAAAAUAUACGAUUGUAAUAUACACGGACUGUCUAGUAGUUCGCGAUAGAUUGCACCUCAGUAAGUUCAUUGCAUUGUCUUAUGUAUUGUAACGUACAAGAUCCUAAGUCAAAGAGCCGCUCAUCUUCAUCUUUCAUCGUAACACGAUAAUGUAUGAUAGUAUAUGACUUAUUGUAUAACCUUAGAAUAAAAAUCAUUAUUUUCAUUGGUAUAGAUAUUACAAAUCGUAUAUAAAAAGGCGUCGACUGGCAAGUGUCAAUGUUGUGUAUAUCUUAAUGUGUAAGUUUAGUUUCGGUUUAUAUUUAAAAGAUUGAAUAAAAAAAGAGGUGGAACACAACGAGCAGGAAAUACGUAUAAUCAUAUGCAUAAUUCCUUAAAUUGAAACGAUACAAACGUGAAUAAGUUAGACUCGUUUAAAUCAGACGUUUAGCUUUGAAGCAGAAUGAUCGUUGACCGAGUAAAUCUAACUUGUUUAUAUUUGUAUUGUUACGCAGUCUUGAACUAUGUAAUAAUUUUCAGAAUAAAACUCUCGUCCAAGUUUCUGUAGAUUAA
Solenopsis invicta (red fire ant) is the source of this 2686-nucleotide messenger RNA. RefSeq names its product heterogeneous nuclear ribonucleoprotein H2 (gene glo). Gene Ontology annotation, biological process: regulation of RNA splicing. NCBI's taxonomy places the organism in Eukaryota, Metazoa, Arthropoda, Insecta, Hymenoptera, Formicidae. Gene Ontology annotation, cellular component: ribonucleoprotein complex; nucleoplasm. The coding region runs from base 208 to 1518 and encodes 436 amino acids. The transcript has 9 exons. The record is from RefSeq and is a predicted model, not a curated record. Gene Ontology annotation, molecular function: RNA binding.